AUGAAUCGCUGUUUAUCGGCACGAAGCUUCCGUAUCAUAGAAAAGUCAUUCAAAAGGUUUUCAUCAUCAACUGCUUCAGAAAGCAAUGACCUAGAAUUAAGGUCGCUCGACAUUUCUGGGUUGAAGCCUAGACACAGGAUUGUUGUUAAUGGUGGAGUUCCUCCUGUGGAGUUUGAGUGGGAAAAGCAACGAACGGCAGAGCGGGAACGUUUUGGAGAAUAUGGCUUGAAAAGUAAUGUAAAUAUCGGGAAGCUCUGGCCUUCUGUUGAGGAAGUGGAAGAAGAAUAUGCUUUAGGACUGUAUAGAGAAUAUAACGACGUUGUUAAUGAAUUAAGAAAGCUUACUAACGAGAAAGAGAAGAAGGCAGCUCAACGUGUGGCUGAAUUAGAGAAGAAAGAAGCAAAGUAUCCAGAAUUAUUGGCGAAGUAUGAGGCUAGUCUCAUCAAAGCAGAGAAGGAAAAAGAUGAAAAGGAAGUUGUCUUAGAACGGAGGAUUAGAGAAAUUCAAGAAUAUUUCGGUUAUUGGCUAGAUCCUAAAGACCCUCGGUUUGAAGUUAUGUUACAACAGAAAGAAGCUGAGGAGAAGAAGGCUGAGAAGAUGGCGAAGAGAAUGGAACUUCAGAAGAAAAAAAUUGCAGAAAUAGUCUAG
Messenger RNA from Auanema sp. JU1783, 648 nucleotides. The record is from the annotation of a GenBank genome assembly. NCBI's taxonomy places the organism in Eukaryota, Metazoa, Nematoda, Chromadorea, Rhabditida, Rhabditidae.